CUUCAGCAUGGGGUUGGACUAGAAGACCUCCGAGGACCCUUCCAGCUCUGUUCUGACGGAGGGAGGGAGGGAUUUUUAGAAGACUCGCAAACGCCACCAUUCAACCCGAGAGAGCUGCGGAAAUUCUCCUGCCCACCUUUGGCGGGGAUUCCAGCCUUUAGGGUGGGGAAAGGGGGAUCCCGCCCCGCCGGCCCCCCCUUGUCCUCUUAGCCCCGCCGGCCGCAUCCAGAAGCGAGGAGGAAGCUCCGCGGAGAGCGCACCGACCUUUUAAGCGCGCUUCCCCUCAGGAUGGAGCGGCUCUUUUGCGCGCUGCUGUUGCUGCUCUGCACGGGAGCCGUGUGUGAGGUCCCCUGCCCGAAAGGUAAGCGGCGAGGGCGGCGGCGGAGACCCCGGCCCGUUUUCUCACUCGAGACCCCCCUGACUCGUCCCCUCUUUCCCCUUCCAGGCGCCUUCAGACCGGGAAAAGGCCAGUCCUGCCAGCAAUGCAGAGUCUGUGACAGGACUUUGGUAUAUAAGCAGAAAUGUACCGAAACCUCCGAUGCCCGUUGUAGAUGUGCCGAGGGUUACUCGUGCGGGAAAAAUUGCGAGGCCUGUGAGUGCCCCGUCGGACAGCAACGCACAAUUACAGGUUGUCAGAAAUGUACGCCGAAGACUUUCAAUAAUAGAACGACAGGCGAAUGCCGGCCAUGGAGCACGUGCCCAGGGGAUAGAAUUCGGGAACCGGGGACCGAGAAGAGAGAUGUGGUUUGCUGGAGUGGGUCAGAAAUCCCCACUACUCAGCCCUCCACAUCCCUCCCUGCCUUCUCUACUACGGUUUCAGAGUGGGGAAACGACCUGAUCCUCCUCGUCACCUCUGCUUUUAUCAUCAUCAUAGCUCUGUGUGUCGCAUUCAUGGUGCUGUGUUACUUCUUCCUCCGAUACUGGCUUCGAAAGAAGUUCCCGAAACCUUCUCAUGGGCAGUUAGCCCAGGAGGUCGAUGACUGCAGCUACAGAUACCCCGAAGAAGAAGAAGGAGGAAGCUGUGAAGCCCUUUCCAGUCUCAAAGGGGGCCUUUUGGAAAGAUAUUACACACAAGAUGUCUAACCCCCCGGGUCAAAGAGAAGUCUUCCUUGACCCAAAGGAGACCCCCAAAAGACCCCCCAAAGCAUCUGAGCAACUCUGCUUUUAGGGGGGGAAAAAACCUUGCCACCUUCAGAAGCAGCAAUGGAAGAAUCGCGACUAUCCUCUUUAAACACGGAAUAUCGCCCCCAAUGACCUUUGAUUUAAACUUUUUUAAAAAGACACGUCACGUCACAUCGGAAUGAUUUUUGACAGAGGUGUGUGUGUGUGUGUGUGUGUGCUGUUUGGCUGGUCGAAAGGUGACGGAAAAAGAACCCCAUGGCCCAAUCCUCACCCAAAAAUAAAAGCACGAUGUUGAAAGAAAA
Messenger RNA from Thamnophis elegans (Western terrestrial garter snake), 1424 nucleotides. Its product is annotated as tumor necrosis factor receptor superfamily member 9-like. The record is from RefSeq and is a predicted model, not a curated record. The coding region runs from base 289 to 1083 and encodes 264 amino acids. NCBI's taxonomy places the organism in Eukaryota, Metazoa, Chordata, Lepidosauria, Squamata, Natricidae. Gene Ontology annotation, biological process: regulation of cell population proliferation. Gene Ontology annotation, molecular function: cytokine binding; signaling receptor activity. The transcript has 6 exons. Gene Ontology annotation, cellular component: external side of plasma membrane.